Didymodactylos carnosus is the source of this 249-nucleotide messenger RNA. NCBI's taxonomy places the organism in Eukaryota, Metazoa, Rotifera, Eurotatoria, Philodinida, Philodinidae. The record is from the annotation of a GenBank genome assembly.
AUGACUGCUCCACAUCAUUGGUCAGAAGGUCUUUCUUCAGUGAUCUAUGCUAUUAAUAAUCGUACUACUCAUACAACGAAAAAAAGUCCUUAUCAAGUAGUAUUUGGUCAAGAAUUAAAAACUAAUAUGAUUUAUUGGAAAGGUUUGUACGACGCUGCUGUUGAGAACAAUGUGUCGAUGGAUGAUUUGAUCAUCGAUAAAAUUGAUUCUGUUGAUGAUAAAGAAAAACAGUCACGCCCUAAAUCAUAA